GCCCCAGCAGGUGUCGCUGUAGCCCCGCACAAGCUUCGGACGAGCUGCCCGUGGAAGCGGAGCGAAGAAGAGCGAGAGCGAGAGAGAUUUCUGCCCGAUGGAUGUGGAGACUUGAUGUAAGUGGCCGGAGCCACAUUCGAGCAGAAAGCAACAAGUCGGGAUCAAGCAGACAACCACCGGCCCGGGUUUUAAACCACCUCAGCAGGCGAAAAUCGCCGUUUGAUCUUCUCCAACUGUGCGUAAUUGUAAGAUGUCUGGAGAGUUUGCGCGUAAAAGUGCGCGCUUCUCCGUGGCGCACCACGCUCGCUUCCAGUCCUAUCUUCAUCUUCAUCUUCAUCUUCAUCUUCAUCGGAUCUAGAGCGUAGCAGGAGCGGAGCGGCCGUCAAACCACCCGAAAAUGGCCGUGCUCCGUCCCGGCCGGGGCAGCUCCGGUCCGCGUCUGACCGGGUCCGUGUGCGUUUGGUUGCUCGUUCUCGCCUCCGUCGCCUCCGCGAGUCGCGACAACGAGACGUGGAGAAAUCCGGCCCGGGAGACACCGGAGGACUCCCGUCACCAAACUAACUCCAGCGCGCACAGAAAGGCUUUCCCCGUCCUCUCCUUCAACUACGACCACGUCAGGAAGCCCUUCGAGAUCUCCCUGUGGAUCCUCCUGGCCCUGCUCAUGAAACUCGGUUUUCACAUUAUUCCCCGAGUAUCAAACGUUGUCCCGGAGAGCUGUCUGCUGAUUGUCGUGGGUCUGCUGGUCGGCGGCAUCAUCAAAGCCAUCGGAGAGGAAGCCCCGGUCCUCGACUCCAAGCUCUUCUUCCUCUACCUGCUGCCUCCCAUCAUCCUUGAUGCCGGCUACUUCCUGCCCAUCCGGCCCUUCACGGAGAACAUGGGCACCAUACUGGUGUUCGCGGUGGUGGGCACUCUGUGGAACGCCUUCUUCGUCGGCGGGAUGAUGUACGGCGUGUGCCGGAUCGAGGGGGCCCAGCUGGGCAGCGUGGACCUGCUGUCCUGCCUGCUGUUCGGCUCCAUCAUCUCGGCCGUGGACCCUGUGGCCGUGCUGGCCGUCUUCGAGGAGAUCCACAUCAACGAGCUGCUGCACAUCCUCGUGUUCGGGGAGUCGCUCCUCAACGACGCCGUCACUGUGGUCCUGUACCACCUGUUCGAGGAGUUCUCCCACGCGGGGACCGUGACCGUGGGGGACGCCCUCCUCGGCGUGGUCUGUUUCCUGGUGGUCUCUCUGGGGGGCGUCCUGGUGGGAGCCAUCUACGGCAUCCUGGGCGCUUUCACCUCCCGCUUCACCUCCCACACCCGUGUCAUCGAGCCCCUGUUUGUGUUCCUCUACAGCUACAUGGCUUACCUGUCCGCAGAGGUCUUCCACCUGUCGGGGAUCAUGUCGUUGAUAGCGUGUGGCGUGAUGAUGCGGCCGUACGUCGAGGCCAACAUCUCCCACAAGUCCUACACGACCAUCAAGUACUUCCUGAAGAUGUGGAGCAGCGUGAGCGAGACGCUCAUCUUCAUCUUCCUCGGUGUCUCCACGGUGGCCGGUCCCCACGCCUGGAACUGGACCUUCGUCAUCUUCACCGUCAUCCUCUGUUUAGUGUCGAGAGUGCUGGGAGUCAUUGGUCUCACGUACAUCAUCAACAAAUUCCGCAUUGUGAAGCUGACCAAAAAGGACCAGUUCAUCGUGGCCUACGGCGGCCUGCGAGGUGCCAUAGCCUUCUCACUGGGUUUCCUGCUGACCAACAACGAGAUGAAGAACAUGUUCCUCACCGCUAUCAUCACCGUCAUCUUCUUCACUGUCUUUGUGCAGGGAAUGACGAUCAGGCCUCUGGUUGAGCUUCUGGCCGUGAAGAGGAAGAAGGAGAGCAAGCGAUCAAUUAACGAGGAGAUUCACACACAGUUCCUGGAUCACCUCCUCACGGGAAUCGAAGACAUCUGUGGCCAUUACGGACACCACCACUGGAAAGACAAGCUGAACCGCUUCAACAAGGCCUACGUGAAGAGGCUGCUGAUCGCGGGCGAACGCUCCACCGAGCCUCAGCUCAUCUCCUUCUACAACAAGAUGGAGAUGAAACAGGCCAUGAUGCUGGUGGAGAGCGGGAGCGCCGCCAAGCUGCCCACGAUCGUGUCGUCCGUCUCCAUGCAGAACAUCCAGCCAAAGGGGCCGGCCAGACGACGGGCGAUACCGAGCAUCUCCAAGAGUCGUGAGGAAGAGAUCCGGAAGAUCCUGCGAGCCAACCUGCAGAAGACCAGACAGAGGCUUCGCUCCUACAGCAGACACGACCUGCUGAUCGACCCGCUUGAGGACAACGUGAGCGAGAUUCGCUUCCGGAGGCAGAGAGUGGAGAUGGAGAGGAGGAUGAGUCACUACCUCACCGUUCCUGCCAACCGCCAGGAAACACCGCCAGUGAGGAAAGUCUGCUUCGAAUCAGAAAACCAGGUUUACAUGUACGAUGACAGCGAGAGCCCCACAGGCCGGGCGUCUCAGCCCCAGCCCAGCCCUCCCGAUGCCGUCAGCCUGUUGAGCGAAUCGCCCCGGGGGCCCGACCAGGGCGGCGCGCCGCGAGCUAAAGGCAACGCCCAGCCGCGGGCGAAAGCGCCAGACGACCAGGAGGAGCAGGAACAACUGAAACUAUCACGCUGCCUUAGUGACCCCGGUCCAAACAAGGACGGGGAAGGGAACAGCUCCUUCCUCUCUUGAUUAGACCGCAUAUUUAUAGUACUUGAAAACAUAGGAUGUAUUCUCCCACUCACUGUCUUCUCUUGUUGCAUUUCAAUGAGUGAAGAUGCCUGAAUGAAUGGGAGUCAUAGCGAAGCUUGAUAUUUAUAAUUUAGUGUUAUUUUUUUAUGUUUUUGUGAUAUGGGAUCAAAAAAAAAAUGCAAAUUGUUUUUUUUGUUUCCAUUAUUUUGGAUGUGUCUUUUUCAAAAGUUAUGACUUUUAUCAUACGUAUUGCCAAACCACGCACCACUGGACAUUUGCUGUUUCAGGGUUCUACGACUGAAAUGAGCCACAUGUCUGCAUUUUUUGUGUCAUGAUUUGCAGACUUGCCUCAGAUAGAACAAAAAAAGAGAGAGAGCGUUUGUUUUAACAAACUUGAAGCACAGGAUGGGUGGAGUUUAACGCUUCUCAAAAGCACAGUGUAAGGAGCGCCAUGAAACGUAGAGCCGGACCGAUAAAUCAUAUCAGUGUUGGCACACGUCGGCCGAAGUAACGAGAAAUUGCAAAACAGACGUUUGUUCAGAUGUUUGAGGUCAUUUAGAAAAAAAAGUGCCUCCACUAUCAGAGAUCACUGACGAGGGUCCGGCGCGACCCCAGGUAUAUUGGUGUGUGUGUGUGUGUGUGUGUGUGUGUGUGUGUGUGUGUGUGUGUGUGUGUGUUUGUCUGUGUGUCCACGAUGUGGUCCAGACUGAAAUAUCUCAACGAUUACUGGACGGCCUGCCAUGAAAUUUUACAUACAAAUCAUUCAUGGCCCCCAGUGGAUGAACCCUACCAUCUUUGGUGAUUUUUCUGACGUUUUCUCUAGCGCCACCAUGAGGUUCACACUUGAGGCUUUCAGUGAAAUGUCUGGAGUCCACUUUGGUGGACUGUAAUGACAGUGGGUUCAGACAUGCGCGUCCCCCUCACGAUGAAUUGUAAACACUUCGAUGGUCCCUUAACUCUGUAGCGAGCAUCACCGUCAGGUCAAAAUUUCCGUUUGUCCUCCUUGUGAACCUGACACUGUUUUGGUUUGACAGAAAACACCAAUCUGCUGAUCCGAGAAUAUUAAAAAUAACCUAAAAGUCAAGAGCAAAAUACGAAUAUCGUUGGACCGACGUCUGUGAAUAAGCUUGGCAGUGUGUUUAUCUUUACAAACGUCGCUGCACGACGGAUCAGUGUUUUCUCAGGGACUUCAACAGGUCACGGUACUAACAGAAAGAAAGUAAGCGUUUCUGUCUAAAACUUGCUCGAAGCGAUCCGUUUUGUGAUGCGACCUUUUAAUAGCUAAAGCGUUUUGAGCUGCUACGAGCUUCAGUAACAUUCUCACAGUAAUCUAGUUCCCCGGCUUAGCAUUUAGGAAACAAAGCUCUGCGCAUCUGUGUUUCCAGUUACCUGAGCACGCUUCGGGACUUUUCUUGGGAGGCUAAAAAGAUCGAAUCACCUGUUCAGACCUGCACUGCACAGCACUGGACUGCCUGAGCUUUUACUGCCUGCACGUUUGCCUUAAACUGUUUUGGCUUUUUGUGUGUUUGCCAGCUGAAGUAUUUUUAUAUUCUGAAAGAAGAAAUGUGUUUAAGUCGUAAAUAUUUGUCAAGUGGAGGAAAAGCUUUAGUUCCUGUCUGAAAUAAAGGUUUGUCACUGUCGACGUUCA
Xiphias gladius (swordfish) is the source of this 4337-nucleotide messenger RNA. RefSeq names its product Na(+)/H(+) exchanger beta-like. The record is from RefSeq and is a predicted model, not a curated record. Gene Ontology annotation, molecular function: sodium:proton antiporter activity. The transcript has 13 exons. Gene Ontology annotation, biological process: regulation of pH; sodium ion transport; proton transmembrane transport. The coding region runs from base 398 to 2689 and encodes 763 amino acids. NCBI's taxonomy places the organism in Eukaryota, Metazoa, Chordata, Actinopteri, Istiophoriformes, Xiphiidae. Gene Ontology annotation, cellular component: membrane.